UCUCCCUUCUCCCUCGUCCUCCCCGCUGAGCGGUGCGGUGUGCUGUCCCUGCCGUUCGGCGCGCACUCAGAGCCCCGUAAGUGCAUCUGCUACACUUACGGCCAAUCGUCACGAUGUCCGCUGCCGCUGGACCCGUCCGCAAGAAGCGCAACUUCAAGGCUCUCCAACUCGAUGUCUCGACAUCGUCUCCUACCGAGCCUUCCCCCGCGCCUCUACGUGCCGCGCCGGCGCCGGCAGGCAAGAAACGACCGCCGCCGAUGAAACUGAAGGCACCGAAGAUCCCGAACACGACUACUCCUGCUGCUGAGGACGGGAACGGGAUGUUGACGGUGAACAUCCCCGCGUCGUCCGCACCACCGACCAGCUCGAUCUCCGCAUCGGAGAACCGGACGAACUACCACAACACCCUUUCGUCGACCCUCGCGAACCUGGAUCUGAACUCGGAGCGGAAAUACGACCUGCGGAACGAGGAUUUCCGGGACAUGCAGGAGCUCGGGCAGGGCAACGGGGGCAGUGUGAAGAAGGUGGAGCACGUUCCUACUGGGACCAUCAUGGCCAAGAAGAUUGUCCUCAUCGACGCGAAGCCGUCCGUGCGGAAGCAGAUCCUACGUGAGCUGCAGAUCAUGCACGACUGCAAUUCCGAAUAUAUCAUCUCCUUCUACGGCGCGUUCAUCUCCGACCCGAACAUCUGCAUUUGCAUGGAGUUCAUGGACAAAGGCUCGCUGGAUGGGAUUUACAAGAAAAUUGGGGCCAUCGACAUUGAUGUGGUGGCAAAGGUUGCACUGGCCGUGCUGGAGGGCCUCACGUACCUCUAUGAUGUGCAUCGCAUCAUACACCGAGAUAUCAAGCCAUCAAACAUCCUCUUCAACUCACAGGGUCAGAUCAAGAUUUGUGACUUCGGUGUGUCCGGAGAGCUCAUCAACUCGAUCGCGGACACGUUCGUAGGGACAUCGACGUAUAUGAGCCCCGAACGAAUCCAGGGUGCACAGUACACUGUCAAGUCUGACGUGUGGUCACUGGGCAUCUCGCUCAUCGAACUAGCUCUGGGCCGCUUCCCCUUCUCUGACUCCGACGGCGACUCGGAUCUCUCGGACUUCGAGGGUACGCUUUCUCCUAGUCGGCCGCUGCCGCCCAAGCGGACGCAGGAGGAGAAGGACAAGAAGAAGAAACGCAAGAGCAAGGGUGUCAGUUUGCAGGGCGGUGGAAUGACGAUGAGCAUUCUGGAGCUGCUGCAACACAUCGUGAACGAACCUGCACCGCGGCUCACGCCGGAGGGUCGGUUCCCGAAGGAGGCCGAUGACUUCGUGGACAGUUGUCUGCUGAAGGAACCUGAUGCAAGGAAGACGCCAAAAGAUCUUCUCAAACAUCCCUGGAUAGAACACGCCCGGACGACAAAUUUCGACCUCGAGGCGUGGGCAUCGACAUUCUAAAAUGUCCCCGCCCCCAACUCUCUCAGCACGCGCGUUUGGAUCUCUGCGUUGUUUGUACCACAAGCCGUUGCUGGCGCCCCCCACCGAAAGUCCGCUCCCGGCGUCUGCUUAUACCCGCAAUGUCUCGCCGUUCGUCCACUGCUGCUGCUGUGCAUGCAUACCUUGCGACGUCUAAUCUCCCGCCCGCGCAGGCGAUGUAAUAUAGAUCAAUCUGGGCAAUAUCGGAAUAUCGAAUACUCAUGAAAUCACUACAUACAGUGUAAGAUGGGCCUGGAGGAGUGUUGGUGGUGCUUGCGGGUUGUAUACUAUAGCCAUCGUUCCAGCGAUACAAUAGGUCUCAGCGCAUGAGCGAGAAGUUUUCUACAGACCUGCCUCUCGGGAAAUGUUUGACGUGUACAGGGUCCUCGGCCU
Molecule: messenger RNA, 1841 nt
Organism: Rhodofomes roseus
Lineage: Eukaryota; Fungi; Basidiomycota; Agaricomycetes; Polyporales; Fomitopsidaceae
Product: ste7-like protein
Exons: 6
Coding region: 114-1430 (438 amino acids)
Biological process (GO): protein phosphorylation
Molecular function (GO): protein kinase activity; ATP binding
Source: RefSeq, a predicted model, not a curated record